GGCGCGCAAGAUGAAUGGGGCGGCCCCGCCGCUCUUCGGCUGCAAGGAGCGCGCGCUGCUGCUGGGUGACAGUUUUGAGAGGCAGCCACGUUGCGCCUUCCACACCGUGCGCUAUGACUUCAAACCUGCAUCAAUCGAUACAUCCUGUGAAGGAGACCUUGAAGUUGGUAAAGGUGAACAGGUGACAAUAACUUUACCAAAUAUUGAGGGUUCAACUCCACCAGUAACAGUUUUCAAGGGCUCCAAGAAGCCAUACCAAAAAGAAUGCAUAUUGAUUAUUAACCAUGACACUGGAGAAUGUAGACUUGAGAAACUGAGUAGCAACAUCACUGUGAAGAAGACCAGAGGUAAAGGAAGCAGUAAGGUUCAGUCUCGUAUUGAGCAGCAGCAGCAACUAAUGCGAAGUGCAAAUAAGAUUUCAAACAGUGUUAAAUAUUCUACACCAAAAGAAAAGAUGUCUCCAGCUUCUCCUAUGGAUGAUAUUGAAAGAGAGCUCAAGGCAGAAGCUAAAGUUAUAGAGCAGAUGAGUAGCUCUGAUAGUUCAUCAGAAUCAAAGAGUUCAUCCUCUUCAAGCAGUGAAAAUAGUUCUAGUGAUUCAGAAGAUGAAAAGCCACCCCUUCCUUGUCAUUGCCACACCUUGCGAACACAGCCUCCCGUGUCUGCUGUAUCACAUCAGACCUUCUAUAAUAUGGAUACUGGAUAUAACAGAAGUAAAGAGAACACUGGACAUGUGAUAAACACAUUGCGGAAUGAUCUCCAGUUAAGUGAAUCUGGAAGUGACAGUGAUGAUUGAGAACAUCUUGGGACUAUAGAAAUGCAUCACCUCCCUCGAUG
Molecule: messenger RNA, 834 nt
Organism: Euleptes europaea (tarantolino)
Lineage: Eukaryota; Metazoa; Chordata; Lepidosauria; Squamata; Sphaerodactylidae
Product: ELL-associated factor 2-like
Biological process (GO): regulation of transcription elongation by RNA polymerase II; positive regulation of DNA-templated transcription
Cellular component (GO): super elongation complex
Molecular function (GO): transcription elongation factor activity
Source: RefSeq, a predicted model, not a curated record